Molecule: messenger RNA, 306 nt
Organism: Porites evermanni
Lineage: Eukaryota; Metazoa; Cnidaria; Anthozoa; Scleractinia; Poritidae
Source: the annotation of a GenBank genome assembly
AAAAUUGCUGGUAAAGCUACCCUCCCCGUGUGGUCUCGUGGACAGCAGAGGUCACUGGAUUUUAACAUCAUAGACGGCGACUAUCAACCAAUUUUAUCAUUGAAUACCAGCCUCAAUCUUGGCUUUGUGAGUUUCCGUAACUGUGAUGUCCUAGCAUUACACGUUAAGUGUCCCAACGCCUCCUUGCUCGAAGAGUAUGAUGAUGUAUUUGACGGAUUGGGUGCUCUACCGGGAGCCUACAAAAUAGCCAUAGACGAACAGGCACAACCAGUUGUCCAAGCACCGAGGCGAGUGCUAGUAGCCUUG